Laetiporus sulphureus 93-53 is the source of this 1909-nucleotide messenger RNA. RefSeq lists its product as uncharacterized. Lineage: Eukaryota; Fungi; Basidiomycota; Agaricomycetes; Polyporales; Laetiporaceae. The coding region runs from base 365 to 1711 and encodes 448 amino acids. Gene Ontology annotation, molecular function: protein binding. The transcript is spliced from 2 exons. The record is from RefSeq and is a predicted model, not a curated record.
UUUAAGUACUCUUGGUAGUAUCUAACCUGCGUGCUGCAUUCGUACAGACGGAACUCUGCUGUUUUGUGCUUCUUUCAAAAACUUCCCAUCAUGGCUCGGAAUCGACGUACUCGCGAGCACUCAAUCUGGCUAUCAGAUUUAGCCUCGAUCUCCUCCCCACGAGCCGUUUUUCCAUAGGCAGCAAAUAUUUUCAGAUUGCAGGCAUCAAUAGGCCGAGUUCACAACGUUGACUCCCACGAUAGGAUGCAGUGGCUGUGACAGGCAGUGCAGACUAGCGUCUAUUAAGGCACGGCCACGCAAGUAGUGAUCAAUUCAUAAAGGCAGAGGGAAAAAACCGAACAGCGCGCAGCUCCCACGAGCAACCAUGUCUACAGAUCCCAUCCCGGAGCAGUUGCCAAUCCUCGAGAUACAAGCAGAAACGGACACAGACACGGUCCGAGCACCAGACUGCAAGAUGCUCGGCUUGCCUUAUGAUCUGCUCUUCAAGCUCUGCAGCUACCUAUCACCCGUCGACGUCUCUUCCCAGCUCAGCACCUGCAAGGCAUUUCACCAGCAUGCCAGGGAUCACUCGAUCUGGCAGCGUAUGUCCGCCCGGUUUGGGCUCCGAGAUGAUGCCACAUUUCCAGGCCUAUCGUCAUACACGGUCUUCACGCAGUUGCUGUACCCAUACGGUGCCUUGCUCGGCCUAUGGACGAGCGACCACGAGUAUGUGGGAUCCAUGAUGCACUUCCGCCUCCUCUCGGGAGAUGACCACGAGGAUGGCGGGAUCGUUGCCGAGGCUUGGGAGUUUCCCGAGGAACGAUCCGUUGACCAGAUGCCCACUCCCCCCAAAUACACUAGGGCCUUCAAGAUAUGCUUUGAUCGUCAUAAAAAUGUAGCGAAGGACACGCCGCCAUCCGUGCGCGUGCUUUGCGGUGGCAUAGACGCUCAUCCUGCCACCUUGCAGGUGCAUGCGCCCUCCUAUCAAAGCUAUAUGUACAAGGAUAUCGACGAGGAAACGGGGGAAACGGAUUUUUUCCCCAUAGCCGAUGCGCCAUGGUAUGACGCAGAGCGUGAGCUGCCCCACCUGAAAGCCUGCACGGACACCGACGGUCAACCUCGUAGAGCUCCCGUCAGCGACGUUCCCGUGCCCUCCAUAUACCCUGCAACCACCCGCACGCUCAAUCCUGGCUCGAUCUUGCUUCGGUGCUCCGUGCCAAGGUGUACACAGUUCCAUCGGCCGAAGCUGAACAUUCGCACCAUCGUGAAGUGGCCGCCGCAAUUUUUCCCAAUGAAGUCCAUUGUCCAGAAGGGAAUAGACCCAUGCGACGAGGAAUGGUCGCCGGAGGCGCUUGUUGGGCUGUGGUUGGGGCGCUAUAGCGAGACCACCACGCAAUGUCUCUAUCUGGCGUGGAGUCCGAAGAAGAUGAAACUGUAUGCGUUCAAGACCACGGGUGAUAGCUGUGUGACCCGUGGUUCCUGGGCCUGGACAGUGCGUACAAGGUCUCGCUUGGAUAGUGUCCCAGCGAUUGCAAGAGCCCAUGGCUUGGAGCCAGACAUCGACCGUUUGUUCUCGGGGAAAGAGUUUGUGGCGAUACCAGAGUUUACAGGUCUUGAAAUAUUGGACAUUAUUCUGAAGGUUCGUGGGCCUGACGAAUUGCAAGUUUGGUGGAAGAGCAAUGACACUGUCCUCGUAUACACUCGUUUGACGAGUGACAUGAUGAGGGUCUGAGGUUAAUCUGGCCACCGUCAAGUAGCCCAUGAAGGUCCGGACUCCCAGGUUACCCUGUGUACAUGUGUCACGCUUCCAUAAUACUAUGGUGAAUAUGUACACACUGUUUUACGAAGUGUACUCAAUGAUCCUACUCACGAUAUGGUGAAUGAUGGCCACACAGGCGCAGUCAAUUGAGAUGCAGUAGCCGUCUUUGAC